AUGUCCGACGCGCGCGCGAGAGGUUUGGUGGAUUAUUUGAACGCGUCGUGGACGCCGUAUCACGCGGUGAAGACGUCGUGCGAUGCGUUAAUCGCGAAUGGAUUCACCGAGCUCGACGAACGCGAGGCGUGGUCGUUGACGCCCGGUGGAAGGUAUUUUUACACCAGGAACGCGAGCGCGGUCGUGGCGUUCGCGAUCGGUGGUGGGUACGGUCCGGGGGAUGGGUUCGUCGUGAUCGGGGCGCACACCGAUUCGCCGUGUCCAAAGUUGAAGCCGACGUCGCGGAGCGAGAGCGGCGAUUGCGUUCGCGUCGGCGUGCAGCCGUACGGCGGAGGUCUGUGGCACACGUGGUUUGAUCGAGAUUUAGGCGUCGCCGGACGCGUGGUGGUGCGUGAUAAGACCUCCGGUCGGGUCUUACAUCGAUUGGUGCGGAUUGAUCGAGCCAUCUGUCGGAUCCCGACGCUCGCGAUUCACUUGGACAGAGGCGUGAACACGGAGGGGAUGAAGGUGAACUUUCAGCAGCACAUGGCGCCCGUGUUGGCGACGAAGGCGAAGGCAGAGGGUGAGAAGAACGAGGACGAAGGCAAGGCGGCGACAGGGGGCCGGCACCACCCAUUGCUGCUGCGGAUGAUCGCCGACGAGUUGAAGUGCGAACCGGAGGAUAUUGUCGAUUUCGAUUUGCAGCUAUGCGAUACGCAACCGAGUGCGAUUGGAGGCGCGCAAAACGAAUUCAUCUACAGCGGUCGAUUGGAUAACUUAGCGAGCUGUUAUACCUCGCUCCAGGCACUCCUGAAUGCGUCGACGGACGACGCCUUGGCCGGGGCUUCGGGCGUGCGCAUGAUCAUGCACUUUGACCACGAAGAGGUCGGGAGCGAGUCCACGAGCGGCGCCGCCGGGGCGAUGACCACGGACGCAAUCAAGCGCAUCGCCGCCGCGCUGAAUCCCAACGCAGUAGAAGGUUUGGAUGAACGCACGCGCCGCGCAUCGUUCUGCGUCAGCUCGGACAUGGCGCACGCGUUGCAUCCAAACUACACGGAUCGACAUGAACCGGCGCACACGCCGAAGCUUCAUGGCGGGUUGGUGAUCAAGCACAACGCCAAUCAGCGCUACGCCACCGAUGCUGUGACAGCUUUCAUGUUCCGUGAGCUCGGUGAACGUGUGGGCGUCCCCGUCCAGGAGUUCGUGGUCAAGAGCGACAUGGGGUGCGGCUCCACCAUUGGUCCAAUUUUUUCUACUCGCACCGGCAUUCGCACCGUGGAUGUCGGCGCCGCGCAGCUCUCGAUGCACUCCAUUCGCGAGGUUUGCGGUACCGACGACGUCGAACACGCCAUCAAGCACUUCACAUCCACCUUUAUGAACUUCCUCGAUCUCGAUCGUACUUUCAUCGUCGACGGCGCGGUCGGCACCUUGUGUCGCCCGUGCAACUUGUACGAAUCAACCGACGUCUCGCCCGGCGCCGCUGAUCGAAUCGGCGACGACGAUCGCACGUACGCCACGUGA
Messenger RNA from Ostreococcus tauri, 1500 nucleotides. Its product is annotated as Peptidase M18. NCBI's taxonomy places the organism in Eukaryota, Viridiplantae, Chlorophyta, Mamiellophyceae, Mamiellales, Bathycoccaceae. The transcript has a single exon. Gene Ontology annotation, biological process: proteolysis. Bases 1 to 1500 code for a protein of 499 amino acids. The record is from RefSeq and is a predicted model, not a curated record. Gene Ontology annotation, molecular function: aminopeptidase activity; zinc ion binding.